Marmota flaviventris (yellow-bellied marmot) is the source of this 1106-nucleotide messenger RNA. RefSeq names its product COP9 signalosome subunit 6 (gene Cops6). Gene Ontology annotation, biological process: protein deneddylation. The record is from RefSeq and is a predicted model, not a curated record. NCBI's taxonomy places the organism in Eukaryota, Metazoa, Chordata, Mammalia, Rodentia, Sciuridae. Gene Ontology annotation, molecular function: metallopeptidase activity; protein binding. Gene Ontology annotation, cellular component: COP9 signalosome.
GGCCGACGCUGGCGGGCGCGGGGAAAAUGGCGGCGGCGAACGGGACCGGAGGAAGCAGCGGGAUGGAGGUGGAUGCAGCAGUAGUCCCCAGUGUGAUGGCCUCCGGAGUGACUGGGAGUGUUUCAGUCGCUCUUCAUCCCCUUGUCAUUCUCAACAUCUCAGACCACUGGAUCCGCAUGCGCUCCCAGGAGGGGCGACCUGUGCAGGUGAUUGGGGCUCUGAUCGGGAAGCAGGAGGGCCGAAAUAUUGAAGUGAUGAACUCCUUUGAGCUGCUGUCCCACACCGUGGAAGAGAAGAUUAUCAUUGACAAGGAAUAUUAUUACACCAAGGAGGAGCAGUUUAAACAGGUAUUCAAGGAGCUGGAGUUUCUGGGUUGGUAUACCACAGGGGGGCCGCCUGACCCCUCCGACAUCCACGUCCAUAAGCAGGUGUGCGAGAUAAUUGAGAGCCCCCUCUUUCUUAAGUUGAACCCUAUGACCAAGCACACAGAUCUUCCUGUCAGCGUUUUUGAGUCUGUCAUUGAUAUAAUCAAUGGAGAGGCUACAAUGCUGUUUGCUGAGCUGACCUAUACUUUGGCCACAGAGGAAGCUGAACGCAUUGGUGUAGACCAUGUUGCCCGAAUGACAGCAACAGGCAGUGGAGAGAACUCCACUGUGGCUGAACACCUGAUAGCACAGCAUAGUGCCAUCAAGAUGCUGCACAGCCGCGUCAAGCUCAUCUUGGAGUAUGUCAAGGCCUCUGAAGCAGGAGAGGUCCCCUUCAAUCAUGAGAUCCUGCGGGAGGCCUAUGCUCUCUGUCACUGCCUCCCAGUGCUCAGCACAGACAAGUUCAAGACAGACUUUUAUGAUCAAUGCAAUGAUGUGGGACUCAUGGCUUACCUCGGCACGAUCACCAAAACUUGCAACACCAUGAACCAGUUUGUGAACAAGUUCAACGUUCUCUACGACCGACAAGGCAUCGGCAGGCGAAUGAGGGGGCUCUUCUUCUGAGGUUACUUGAAGGGAUCAUGCACAGGGGUCAGACAACUGCCCCAAAGGGGCCGGGCACUACACUCCCUUUAGAAACUGCUGUCAUUAAUAAAAGGAGCAGCCCCUAAGUACCCCUUC